AUGGCCAGAUCAGCCUUUGCUUCUCCCUUCCGAUACCUUUCGGGUCUGCUGAGUUCGCCAAGGGCUGCUCUGUCCCGUUCUGACAACCCCCAAACCCCAGCCCAACGAGAUGACCCAGGCUAUACCCCGAGUCCUGAAAUGCGUGCAGGAUCCUAUGACUCUGUCGAUUACGGCAAGGGCAAAAGGAAGGCUACAGAAGAGCAUCACUCGGGGCCGACUACCAAGAAACGCGCGUUAAGCAGGGACCGGGACGCUUUCAUACCGUACCCAAAUGAGAUGGAUUUGGAUCAGAGCCCUUCCGUGUUCAGCAAAGGGAACAGGACGAAGGCGGAGCUGGACCGGACCUUGAUGCCGCCUCCAGCAACUCCUCGCAAUCGGACGACGCCUGUGCUCACACGGCGUGUCGACACUAAUGCCGUGCAGGACUCACAUAUGACAAUCUAUGAAGAUGAUUCCAUCUCGUUCGUGUCAUCUGCAUUGGCACGGCGAAAGGGGGAUUCAUUAGAUGCCGACGCGAUGGAGGAAGCGAGACGCCAUGCUGCUGCGGUGACUUUACCUGCCAACUCAGGGCUCUGGUCCCAGACAGAACGCGAGUUAUUUUUCCACCUCGCCUACCGGGGUUUCGAAGCCCUCCUUCCUCAGAACUGGAUGAUCGACUUUGACACAUUACCCAUCAGUGUUUUUGCCCACGAGAACUCGGUAGACCCGCCACUCAUCCAAAACAUCCGAGACAAUCAGUUCAGGGCGAGCCACGCUCUCCGUCGACUCUUCGAGGCUGGUCAUGACAUUCGAGACAGAACCCACGUCAGUCCGGGAAUAUCAAGAGAAAGGAUCCUCGAGCAGUCCGUGAAAAGGUAUCUCUACUGGGCUUUGACGGACGUCGGACUUCGCCCAGCAUCAAAGACCAACUACAUUCCAGUCCACGUUGUCGUCGCAAGGAAGAAAGGUCGAUCCACGCUACAAACUCUUGAGGAGAUUGCGAACAAGCUACAAAGGCUUUCGCAGCGACAUCAAAGAGCUCAUAAUAUUCAUCCAAGCAUCGAGACCAGUAGCCCAGGCCUCUGCAACCCGGCGGAAACCCGGGUAGUUGACGAUGACGCGGUGUCACCUACCCUCAUCGGUUUCGUGAUUAUCUCAUCGGUCCUUGUCGUUGUCACACUCAGCUCCUCCCCGACGUCUACAUCGGAGAGUCAAACAAAGCAAACAGCUUCACCUCUCUUCACCGGACAUUCACUUCGAGGAGACGGCGUGAAGACGAGCGUCAACCCCGACCGACUCCGCAUCAUUGCCGAAUUGGAUUUCAGCCAGAGAGAUCAAGAUGUAUGGAACGCGCUAGGCGUGGCGAUUGUGGCGAUGCAGGUACGCAGAGAGGCUCUUAAAGCGAAUCACGGGUUUACACCUGAUGAAUUGGCUGGGAUUGAUUGGGAUGUCAUGUCGGAGGAGGCCGAUUCCAGGCACCAGAACCAGGAUGAGUUUGAGGGAACGAGUACUUUGUCCAGGUUACAGUCGGUUGAUGAUGACCCUGACCUCUGA
Molecule: messenger RNA, 1533 nt
Organism: Fonsecaea multimorphosa CBS 102226
Lineage: Eukaryota; Fungi; Ascomycota; Eurotiomycetes; Chaetothyriales; Herpotrichiellaceae
Exons: 1
Coding region: 1-1533 (510 amino acids)
Source: RefSeq, a predicted model, not a curated record